GCUACAAAGGCUCUGGACAAGAAGGAGGGAGUGCCUUUUAACUUAUUCAGUCGCAGAGCCUCCUUUGUUUCAUAACAAUGCGGCUGGCAGCUGUCUUGCUGGUAGGGCUCCUGCACAUCACACUGACUCAGGAAGCAGACCCACUUGCAUGGAUCUACAGAUUACAUCCUAUGGCCUCCCUGCAGGCCGACAACACUGGAGGAGACUGCCCAACCGAGUGUGACUGCCCUCCAACCUUUCCCAUCGCCAUGUACUGCGACAACCGUGGACUUAAGCAAAUGCCUUACAUCCCUUCUCGCAUGAAGUAUGUCUACUUGCAGCACAACCACAUCCCCACUGUCUCAGACGAUGCCUUCGGGAACGCCACCGAUCUUGUGUGGGUCAUACUGCACGAGAACCACAUCAACACGGUGGGUAAAAAGGCUUUUGCCAAGCUGGCCAAGCUGGACCGACUUUAUCUGAGUGGCAAUAACCUAACUGAGGUUCCAGCAAGCCUGCCUGCCUCGCUUCGUGACCUCCGCCUCAACCAUAACAAAAUCACCAAGGUUCUGCCCAGUGCCUUUGAGGGAAUGGAGAACCUGACCAUCUUGCUGCUCAACGACAAUGACAUCCAGGACAUGGGCGGGGCACUGAAGGGCCUCAAAUCGCUCACCUUGCUUGAUGUCAGCAAUAACCAGCUUAAGAAUGUCCCUGAAGGCCUGCCCAGCAUGCUCCACCAGCUCUACCUGGGCUCCAAUGCCAUCAAUGCUAUCCCAGACAACUUCCUCAAUCGCUUCUCCAAUUUGCAGUAUGUGCGCUUUUCCCACAACGAGCUCACAGACAAGGGCAUCCCACCCAACAUAUUCAAUGUAAGCGGACUGAUUGAGCUGGAUCUUUCCUUCAACAAGCUAGAGAGGAUCCCACCAGUCAGCACCAGUCUAGAGCACCUUUACCUACAGGCCAAUCAAAUUAAAGAGUUUACGCUGGGCAGUUUCUGCAGUGUGGUGGACGUGAUGAACUUCUCCAAGCUGAAGAUCCUGCGUCUGGAGGGCAACGAGAUCACCCGCAGUGACAUCCCUUCCGAAUCGGCCAUGUGUCUCCGUCUCGCCUCGGACAUUGCCCUGUAACUUGCUACUGCUCCAUUAAGGAGACAGAGGGCAGUCCAGUCCACUUCUCUUCUGUUUUAUCCUUUCUUUAACUGUUCCCCAGGAUAUUGAAAUAUUUCUUUAUUGGCCUGUUGAUUUACUGCUUGUUUAGUACUUGUUGAUGUAUAUUUCUAUUUUAAGAAGCGUAACAAGGGGACUUUGUGGGUUGUUCAUGUAUAUUCUGUGUGCAGGCGUAUGGAUAGAAGGGAGAAAGCAGAGGUAAGAGGAUAAAGAGAAGGCAGGAAUUCUAGCUAGAUAGAUAUUAAAUAUGUUAUGUAAGGGUGUAUUUAUCUGUUUUUGCCAGACCAGUUUGCUUUCAUGUGCUUUCUUGUAUGUUUAGUCUGACAUUGCACAUUGGCAAAAGUGAUGCACUGAAAACGAUACAGUUAUUUAGGGGAGAGAGGGUCACAACCUGACGCAAUUCGUUUUUUGAUAAAUAAUUUAAAUAUGUAUUCAAUUUAGAGUAAUACAUUUUCUGGUAACACUUUAAGUUGUAACAUAAGGCUACCAUGACUACUGACAUAACCCUAUGUAAAUGUUUAGAAAUGCUUAUUCCAAUAGGCACCAUCUGUUAUAAAGGCUAUUUUAACUAACUUUGAUAAAAAUUGGCAAAUGUAACCUUUACAGAGAAUGAUGCCUACUAGAAAAAGCAUUUAUAAACAUGUUGUCUUGUCAAGCUUAUGUAGGUGUCAUGUAGCCUUAUGAACUGUACCCUACAGUAACGUGUUUCUAUACAAGCAAUAAUACACAUAUCUUUGCUUCCAGCACAUGCCAUUAACAAACUAUUUCGCUGAAAGCUGUGAGUUCAAAUGUUACUGGCCCCAUAGGUGGGUUAAUCGUAACAGACUGAAAAGCUAGAUGUAUUUAAUUAAAUACAAUUCUGUUUUGUUAGAAGAAGACAAGCUUUACAACCUAAAUGCAAAAAAAACUACGUACAUGUGAUAGUGAAAAGACACUGUGCCAAACGUGGUAAAUGGAGGUCUCACUUUAGCCUGGCUAACUCUCACUGCAAUUGGUUCUCACCCUUCAUAACUGUUAUAUUUUAGCCACCAAGAGGAUGAUUUAACCCCUAAAAAAACCCUAAAAGGCCCACUGGUGGGCACAAAAUUUACAAUUAUAUGACCUAAGAAUAUCUCAGCCAGUUUGCAUUGAAGUACCUGUAGUUACUGAAUAAUAACCCUUAGUAUGUAUUAAGCCUGGGAUUUUAAGGUGUUGACAAAUAUGUUUGUGAAUUCUGUGACUAAUACACAUAACAUUCAUGGUUUUUCAGGAUCUUGCUUUCAGAACUGGCAGAUAAUGUUGCUACUGGAAUACAAAAAGAACUGUGGACCCCACUCUCCCCUACUUCAUUUUUACAUAAUAUUAAUAACUUAAUAAAAUACACUCACUGAACCGUGG
Molecule: messenger RNA, 2522 nt
Organism: Pygocentrus nattereri (red-bellied piranha)
Lineage: Eukaryota; Metazoa; Chordata; Actinopteri; Characiformes; Serrasalmidae
Gene: fmoda
Product: fibromodulin a
Exons: 3
Coding region: 78-1106 (342 amino acids)
Molecular function (GO): protein binding
Source: RefSeq, a predicted model, not a curated record